Molecule: messenger RNA, 974 nt
Organism: Carassius auratus (goldfish)
Lineage: Eukaryota; Metazoa; Chordata; Actinopteri; Cypriniformes; Cyprinidae
Product: mannosyl-oligosaccharide 1,2-alpha-mannosidase IA-like
Exons: 3
Coding region: 1-924 (307 amino acids)
Biological process (GO): mannose trimming involved in glycoprotein ERAD pathway; carbohydrate metabolic process
Cellular component (GO): endoplasmic reticulum; Golgi membrane; extracellular exosome
Molecular function (GO): calcium ion binding; mannosyl-oligosaccharide 1,2-alpha-mannosidase activity
Source: RefSeq, a predicted model, not a curated record
AUGAUCAUAAUCCCAGUCCAUAACCAAUUAAGUUUGAACAAGACGUCACGCCUCUGUACUUUAAAUCCGGAAGACACGCCCACAGCGAACUUGUGCACCGGCGGCACAAAGCGAUUGGCCAAGGCGCGCUGUCAAUCACGGAUCUCUGCCGUUCCUUCUGUUCCGCAAACGAGACUUUACACAGAUGUGUUUCAGGCGAGAUCAGUUGAGGCGGUGGGACUUCGUUCGCGCAGCGGGAUCAACUUCUUUCCGAGGGUCUACCGUCUCCUACUCGGUCUCCUUGAGUUCAAUGUAACAGACAUCGUAAGCAGCAUAGGUCAAGCCACUCCGAAUAGGAAGUCCGCCAGCCCGACCUCCUUCAGGCUCACGGAGAAAUUCAUCCUGCUUUUAGUGUUCAGCGGCUUCAUCACCCUGUGUUUCGGAGCUAUCUUCUUCUUGCCUGAUUCGUCAAAGCUGCUCAGCGGAGUUUUCUUCCGCUCGUCCUCGGUGGAGGCAGAGACGCGCACAGGUACGGUCAGUGACACCAGCACCGGCACGGGCAAGGAUGAGAAGAUCCUGGCCAAGAUCAGAAAAGACCACGAAAAGGCGCUGAUUGAGGCCAAGGACACCCUACAGAAACGUCCGGACGAGAUCAAGCAGGACAUCAACAGCGACAAAGAGAAACUUGCUCUAAACGGACAGGGGAAAGGAUCGAAAGGUGACAGUUUGCCGUUCCUUCAGUACAUGCGGCCGCCUGGAGCAACAGGGCACGAGCCCGCCGAUCCGGACGUUAAAGCGAAAAGAGCCAAGAUAAAAGAGAUGAUGCAGUUUUCUUGGGACAAUUACAAGCGCUACGCCUGGGGCUCCAACGAACUGCGUCCCGUCUCUAAGCAAGGCCACUCCAGCAAUUUGUUUGGUGAGUGUCUGCCUAGAGUGUCUCUCUGACCAUGAAACUAUGAUUCGUGCACGUACAGCUUCACGUCCCAACAUUAAAU